AAUCUUUCCCUCACCGAAGUUUGUCUUCCGGAACAUGACUAUGCAUGUGCACGCCCUCCAGCUAUCUCACACGUGAGACGCCCUCUAGUUGAAUCCAAACUGUUCAAUAGCAGUACCCAGUCUAGAUGAAGUUUCUACCCAAAUCUAAAAUUGACUGGAUGCUUUCCACUCUCGAUAAUAGAGUUGAAUUUUGACCAUUGAUUGUGAAUCCUUCGUGCCCAUCUUUCAGACGUCCACCAAUCAUCAGAUCGUCAGCAGGGUUUUAUUUUGGGCUUUGAAUGAUUAAAGCGCGUCCCAUCAUUUUGACAGUUUGGAUUGAAGUUCGUAGAUGCCAGGUGUGCAGGCGAUCGAGUGCAUCAUCCGUACGGAACUUCACAUUUGCCAGAGUAUCCAAGUUUUUGCUCUUCCUCCCCUUAAAAACGACUUUCUUUCUCUCUCUUUGUAUUUAAUAAGCAUUAAUCUUCAAAAUCGGCAUUAUAUCUCUGCUUCUGUUCGCAGUUUUUUUCCUUCUGUUUUGUGUUUGAAUCAUAAUGGCAGCCGACGUAAGUUCUCUCGUUCGCAUCUUAAACGGAUACAAAGAAGAGCAGCAUCAACAGCAGAUGCAAGGAGGAGGAGAAUCAACGGUCCUAAUUACUCGAGAUUUGCUGGGUGGAUGCUCCGUGAUCGGAUCUAAGGAAUUGGAUCUGGAUUUGCAGGUUCCCAACGGUUGGGAGAAACGCCUUGAUCUUAAGUCAGGAAAGAUCUACUUGCAGCGGUGCGAUUCUCCGAUCUCACCGUCAGAUAAAAGAUCGACGGCUGGAUUUCAAGAUCUGAAUUACCCCCCAAAUCUUCUAGAAGACACCAGCUUAGAUCUGAAGCUGGUCCCAUCCAUCGAAUCCCAAAGCGUUUGUACCCUCGACAAGGUUAAAUCCGCACUGGAGAGAGCCCAGCGGGAGUCCACCAAGAAACGUUCCGUCGCGACGUACGGUAGCAGCGAAAGAUCAUCGUCGAGAGUGCACUCGUCGUUAUCAUCUCCAUCAUCGCAAUCGUCGAUGUCUAUCAAGGGAGGGGAUGAAGAGGGAGAGACGGAAGGAGAGAAGGAGAUGAAAUCUUCCCCGUUGGUUUUCGCGGCUGGGUGUCCCGGUUGCCUUCUUUACGUUCUGAUAUCGAAGGCGAACCCGAGAUGCCCGAGAUGCAGAACGGUCGUGCCGGUACCGGUACCGGUACCGAAGAAACUGCGGAUAGAUUUGAACGUAUCAAUGUGAAAAAAGAAGAAGAAGAAGAAGAAGAAGAAGAAGAAGAAGAGAGAAUUCGGUCUUUUCAUCUCUCUUCGUUUUUUCUUUUUUAUUUUGAUUUGUAAAUUAUAGGAUAGGAAAGGAGAAAAAUUCAUAUACUUUAUGAGAUAGAUUGGAGAUUUAUAGAUUACCGAAUUUUUAUUCUUGUUUUC
Molecule: messenger RNA, 1426 nt
Organism: Magnolia sinica
Lineage: Eukaryota; Viridiplantae; Streptophyta; Magnoliopsida; Magnoliales; Magnoliaceae
Product: protein CURLY FLAG LEAF 2
Exons: 2
Coding region: 531-1244 (237 amino acids)
Source: RefSeq, a predicted model, not a curated record